UUUGUUCUUUGAAAGCCACAAUGACGUUGGAUGUUAUCCAAUCUUCUUCCCAAUCUUGGUGGUUAAUGAGCCAUGUCUGCUUCCCAAUCUUCUUUUUCUUGUUGCAAUAGUUUGGGACACCGAAGUUAUCAUUGUUCACAUGGUGGUGGUUCAAUGGGGCUAGGGAUAAUCCCCAUUUGCAAUUGUGGUGAGAUGACAGUAGUAAAAAUGGCUAGAACUUCAAAGAAUGCGGGAAUAUAUUUUUGGGGUUGUCGUAACUACAAGAGUGGAGCUAGUAAUGUGAUGUGUUGCAACUAUUUCAAGUGGUGCAAUGAAGAAAAUGUUGAUGAAAGGGAUGUUAUUAUUGGGAGGCAAAGGAGAAAGAUUUAUGAUCUGGAAAACACAGUCAAAGCUUUGAAGAAAAGGAUCCAAUUAUUAGUAGCAGUGGUUGGUAUUGUUAGAACAUAGCUAUGUUCUGUGUGUUUUUAGGAUGAUAUGUUGUGUGUAUUUUGGUUCAACUGAUGUUAUGUUUUAGGUGGUCCCAAUCUGGUUGAAUGUAGUGUUUUUAGGUCAAUGGAGUUGAACUGUUGUGAUGUUAAGGUUGUGCCUAUGUCUUUUGUAAUGAA
Molecule: messenger RNA, 605 nt
Organism: Vigna angularis (adzuki bean)
Lineage: Eukaryota; Viridiplantae; Streptophyta; Magnoliopsida; Fabales; Fabaceae
Exons: 2
Coding region: 73-447 (124 amino acids)
Molecular function (GO): zinc ion binding
Source: RefSeq, a predicted model, not a curated record